UUGAAUCUCCCUCCUAACCAGCUGCCCCCUUCCCAAGUGCUCCUAAGGGAAAACCCUCCAUUGACUUCGCCAGCACCACCCUCAGCCCACUUGAUUGUUGGAGCUCCUGCUUCCGACUAAAGACUCCAAUUUAUGGUUGUAAAAUGGAGCAGAAAAGGCCAUCCAUCUCCACCAAGUUAGAGCACCACAACUCACCCCUCUGCCACUCCCUGCCCCCCCUCCCCCCAAAAUGCCCUGCCUCCCUGCAGACGCACUUCACCAAUCGACGAAGAGUUGUUAAAGAUUUCUACAUCCAUCCACAACCUAGAACUGGAAAUCUCCACGCCCAUGCCCGGUCCUCUGCCGACACACUUCAUGGUCAUGGCGGAGAGGUGUUGUAUUUGAUUUCUCCCUCUACUUCAUGCAAGAGCCAACUGCUGAACAACCCUUGAACAACCUUGAAUGAAGGUGUCGGAGACACUCCUUACACGCGAUUAGCCUCUCAGAAGACCACUACCUUCUCCGAUAUUGUUGGCCAGCCAUCUGAGACUAUCCCUCCCUUGCUUGCCGCCUCCCUAAGCCCCUCCAAGAACCAUGUUGACUGCUCUUACUCAGUUGGUGGUGGGUGCCUUGCUUGACCGGAGAAACUCAACCACCGAAGCUUCCCCUCCUUGAGUGGUUGUCAGAGCUAUGCUUCCACAACCCCCGUCCGCCUUCUACCGUUGUCGGUGAGGGAGUUCGGCCGAUGGGGGAGGGGGGAGAUCCCCUCACCCAUUGAAGCUAGCUCCUGGGGUAAAGCUCUCUUGGCCGGAGGGGAAUGAGAGAGGACAUCCCUCACUUUUCUUUCUAGGAUUUCUAGAGGGAAGGUGGAUCUCCUUUCUCUAGAAUUUGACUGAGAGCUCUUUCACAUGUGAGAAUUGUGAGAGGGAUUAUAAAAGAGGAUUUUUUUUUCACACGUAUAGUCCGCUCUCUACCGCUUCAAAGGGGAAGAAGAUGAACUGCGAGUAGGAUUUUGGAAUCUCUAGAAUUUUGCUUUUAUCGAGCUGAAAAUAAAGAUCGAUACCGAGGUCCUGAAUGAGGUUAAAGAUCUGAAUUGCCUGGUGCCGGUUCUGUACUAUAGGUCCGAGUAACUUGCGGAGUUCGGGCACAGCCGGACUUCAAGUUGAGCUACGAUCGUCACAUGGGUGGGAGUCAUACUAGACACGUUCCCAUGCUUAGGCCCCGGUCCGGCUCCUUGGCUAUCAAAUCUCGCAGUGACCGGAAACGGUUGGCACUUCGAAAUCGGCGUUAAGGCGUUCAUCCGCUGGAUGGGGCGGCCGAAUAGGGGCGGCCCCUACACCACUUUUGCCCAUCGAAAAGAACCUACUUUGCAGGCGAUAAAGAUGUUUUUGCUCGCUCAACAACUAUAAGAAGCCUCCAGUGGUGGAUAGAUAGAGAAUAUAUCGACGGAUUAGCGAGUUAGAAAGGCACGCAACUUUGUAUGAGGAGGAGAAGGAUGGGCGCCGUUCCCCAGCAGCUGAUCGGAGACCGAAGGAUCAAUACUAACGUCCAAAUGAGCAAGGACGCCGGCCAUGGCGCUGUCCUGGAGGAGAUCGAGGGGCUCAUCAAGGUCUACAAGGACGGCUACGUCGAACGCCUCCCUGCUGUGCCCCAUGUCCCAUGCACUUGGGCCUGCGAGCCCGGCGUGACGAGCGAGGACGUCGCCCUCGCCGGUUCUUCCACCGACCUCUGGGCCCGCCUCCACAUGCCUGUCCACCGCCAUCAGAGGUUCCCUCUUCUCGUUUACUUCCACGGCGGCGGCUUCUGCGUCGGCUCCCCCGCCUGGCGCUGCUACCACGAGUUCCUUGCCCGCCUGACCUCUCACGCAGCCUGCUCGGUGCUCUCCAUUAAUUACCGCCUCGCGCCCGAGCACCGCCUCCCUGCGGCCUUGGAGGACGGCCUCGCAGCACUGCGCUGGGUGAGGCAGCAAGCGGCCGGCGUCCGCUUCGACGUCGGCCGCGUGUUCCUUGCCGGGGACAGCGCCGGCGCAGCCAUCGCAUACCACGUGGCGGCAGCCGUGGGGGCGGAGGCAGCGGCGGCGCUACGGCCGGCUUGCCUCAAGGGCGUGAUCCUGAUUCAGCCUUUCUUCGGCGGUGUGGAACGGACUUGGUCGGAGAAGAACCUAGCGCAGGCGGCGGAGAGGUCAGCGCUGAGCCUUGCGGCAUCGGACUGCUACUGGCGGAUGGCGCUACCUCCGGGAGCGAACCAGGACCACCCAUGGUGCAACCCGCUGGCGAAGGGCGCACCCCCGUUGGAGGGCCUGCGCCUGCCGCCUCUGCUGGUCUGCGUCUCCGAGUUGGACAUACUGAGGGACAGGAACUUGGCGUUCUGCAAGGCCUUGCGGAACGCCGGCAAAGGCGUGGAGCAUAAGACCUACGCCGGCGUUGGCCACGCUUUCCAGAUCCUCCAUAAUUACCACAUGUCUCAAGUCCGGACGAACGAGAUGUUAAUCCACAUCAAAGCCUUCAUUACCAACAUUAGAUAAAAUUAAUAGUAAGGUUCGUCUAAUAGAAUCGAUAUAUAUACAGAUAGUAUUGACCAAGGCCUACAGAUGUUGGAUGUUUAUCUAAUCCCUCUCAUUUGGGGCAUCUGAAAAUAUGCAAGCUUUUUCGUUAUUGGAAUGUAUCUUACUCUUUGGAACACAUUUAUCAUACAUAUGCCCCUCA
Zingiber officinale is the source of this 2684-nucleotide messenger RNA. Its product is annotated as probable carboxylesterase 17. Bases 1460 to 2503 code for a protein of 347 amino acids. Gene Ontology annotation, molecular function: hydrolase activity. NCBI's taxonomy places the organism in Eukaryota, Viridiplantae, Streptophyta, Magnoliopsida, Zingiberales, Zingiberaceae. The record is from RefSeq and is a predicted model, not a curated record. The transcript has 2 exons.